UUUCGAGAGCUCGUGGCUCGGUUUUGCUACCUAGUACAGACUCCGACGCCAGUCUUCGCGAGUUUGGCGCGCUCCUCCCACAGCUAGCCUUGAGCUUCUCGAAGGGGCGCGCCCGCGCUGACUCGCGCCCCCGGCCCCGCCCACUCCGCUCCCUGCGGCUGUCCCUCCCUCCGCCCGGACAGCCAGCGGCGGUGGCAGCGGCAGGCUGAGGCCCCUCCUUCACGCCCUCCUUCUUUCCCUCGCUCGCUGCCAGGAGGAGCCGGCGGACGCGGCUGAGCCUUCUACGCUCUCCGCGCCAUGGCCGGCAACGUGAAAAAAAACUCUGGGGCUGGGGGUGGCGGCGGCGGCGGUGGCGGCGGCGGCGGCGGCUCCGGGGGCUCGGGCUCGGGAGGCCUGAUCGGGCUCAUGAAGGACGCCUUCCAGCCGCACCACCAUCACCACCACCACCACCACCACCACCACCACCACCUCAGCCCCCACCCGCCGGGGACCGUGGACAAGAAGAUGGUGGAGAAGUGCUGGAAGCUUAUGGACAAGGUGGUGCGGUUGUGUCAGAACCCAAAGCUGGCGCUAAAGAAUAGCCCACCUUAUAUCUUAGACCUGCUGCCAGAUACCUACCAGCAUCUUCGUACUAUCUUGUCAAGAUACGAGGGGAAGAUGGAGACACUUGGAGAAAAUGAGUAUUUUAGGGUAUUCAUGGAGAAUUUGAUGAAGAAAACUAAGCAGACCAUAAGCCUCUUCAAGGAGGGGAAAGAAAGAAUGUAUGAGGAAAAUUCUCAGCCUAGGCGAAACUUAACCAAAUUGUCCCUGAUCUUCAGCCACAUGCUGGCAGAACUAAAAGGAAUCUUUCCAAGUGGACUCUUUCAAGGAGACACAUUUCGAAUUACUAAAGCAGAUGCUGCAGAAUUUUGGAGGAAAGCUUUUGGGGAAAAGACAGUAGUCCCUUGGAAGAGCUUCCGACAGGCCCUUCAUGAAGUACAUCCCAUCAGUUCUGGGCUGGAGGCCAUGGCUCUGAAAUCCACAAUUGAUCUGACCUGCAAUGAUUACAUUUCAGUUUUUGAAUUUGACAUCUUUACACGACUCUUUCAGCCCUGGUCCUCUUUGCUCAGGAACUGGAAUAGUCUUGCUGUAACUCACCCUGGUUAUAUGGCUUUCCUGACAUACGAUGAAGUAAAAGCUCGGCUCCAGAAAUUCAUUCACAAACCUGGCAGUUACAUUUUCCGGCUAAGCUGUACUCGUCUGGGUCAGUGGGCUAUUGGGUAUGUCACUGCUGAUGGGAAUAUUCUCCAGACAAUCCCUCACAAUAAACCUCUCUUCCAAGCACUGAUUGAUGGCUUCAGGGAAGGCUUCUAUUUGUUUCCUGAUGGACGGAAUCAGAAUCCCGACCUCACAGGCUUAUGUGAACCAACUCCCCAAGACCACAUCAAAGUGACCCAGGAACAAUAUGAAUUAUACUGUGAGAUGGGUUCCACAUUCCAACUGUGUAAAAUAUGUGCUGAAAAUGAUAAGGAUGUAAAGAUUGAGCCCUGUGGACACCUCAUGUGUACGUCCUGUCUUACAUCCUGGCAGGAAUCAGAAGGCCAGGGCUGUCCUUUUUGCCGAUGUGAAAUUAAAGGUACUGAGCCCAUUGUGGUAGAUCCAUUUGAUCCUAGAGGAAGUGGCAGCCUAUUGAGGCAAGGAACAGAGGGAGCUUCUUCCCCAAAUUAUGAUGAUGAUGAUGAUGAACGAGCUGAUGAUUCUCUCUUUAUGAUGAAGGAAUUAGCUGGUGCCAAGGUGGAGCGGCCUCCAUCUCCAUUCUCCAUGGCCCCACAAGCUUCCCUUCCCCCAGUGCCACCACGACUUGACCUUCUGCAACAACGAGUGUCUAUCCCUUCAAGUGCGUCUGGUGUUGGAACUGCUUGUAAGGCUGCUUCUGGCUCCCUUCAUAAGGACAAGCCAUUACCAGUACCUCCCAUACUUAGAGAUCUUCCACCACCACCCCCUCCAGACCGGCCUUAUUCUGUUGGAAAUGAAAUCCGGCCUCAGAGACGCCCCUUGCCUUGUACACCAGGCGACUGUCCAUCCAGGGACAAAUUACCCCCUGUCCCGUCUAGCCGCUUUGGGGAAUCAUGGCUUCCUAGGCCAAUUCCCAGAGUACCAGUAGUUACCCCAAACCUUAGUGACCCCUGGACAGGGAGAGAAUUAACCAACCGGCACUCACUUCCAUUUUCAUUGCCCUCACAAAUUGAACCCAGAGCAGAUGUGCCUAGGCUUGGAAGCACGUUCAGCCUGGAUACCUCCAUGAAUAUGAAUAGUAGCCCAUUAGCAGGUCCAGAGUGUGAGCACCCCAAAAUCAAACCUUCUGCAUCUGCCAAUGCCAUUUAUUCUCUGGCUGCCAGGCCUCUUCCUGUGCCAAAACUGCCACCUGGAGAGCAGUGUGAAAGUGAGGAGGACACAGAGUAUAUGACUCCCACUUCCAGGCCUCUAGGGCUUCAAAAGCCAGAGGUGAAAUGGCCUUCAGAGACAUGCCAGAGUUUACAAGCAUGUGAUUGUGACCAGCAGAUUGAUAGUUGUACAUAUGAAGCAAUGUACCAUAUUCAGUCCCAAGUGGUGCCACCUGACACAGAGAGCAGCACUUUUGGUGAAGGUAAUUUGACUGCAGGCCAUGCUGUCAUUGACCCGGAAGAAUCAGAAAAUGAAGAUGAUGGGUAUGAUGUCCCUAAGCCACCUGUGCCAGCAGUGGUGGCCCGCCGAACUCUCUCAGAUAUCUCUAAUGCCAGCUCCUCCUUUGGCUGGUUGUCUCUGGAAGGUGAUUCCACAAACUUCACUGAGAGUUCCCAAGUCCCUGAGAGGCCUCCCAAGCCAUUUCCUCGGAGAAUCAACUCUGAACGAAAAGCCAGCAGCUCUCAGCAAGGUGGCGCUGCUGCUUCUGCUGCCACCACCUCACCACAGCUCUCCAGUGAGAUUGAGAACCUGAUGAGUCAGGGAUACUCCUACCAGGACAUUCAGAAAGCUUUGGUCAUUGCCCACAACAACAUCGAAAUGGCCAAAAAUAUCCUCCGGGAAUUUGUUUCUAUUUCUUCUCCUGCCCAUGUAGCCACCUAGCACAUCAUCUCCCUGCUGCAGCUUUAGAGGACCAAUGACCUGGGAGCUCUUACUCGAGUAGUACCUAAAGGGCAGAGAGGUUCCUUUGGAGACUUCACAAUGAAGUUUAGCCCUUUCUGUGGGAUAUCACAUCUGUGGUUCUAAGAUUGCAAAGUAGUAGUAGUGGAGCAGCCAGUGUGUUUUAUUUUAUUUGUUUUGGGAGUACAUUUGAAAGUGUCCUUCUGUCCCCAGUUAGAGAGAAUGUGGGUUUUUUGUUUCUUUGUUUUGUUGUUUUUUUAAUGGUAGCCUACCUGGGGAACAGUACAGAAAGCAGUAAGAGGAAUAUCAUGCUAUAAAUCCUAAUUGAGGAGUUGAGACUUUCCUGGGCUUAAGAAUGUGGUUGUGUAUAUAUGUUUGUCUGUGGCGGUGUGUGUCCUGUGAUUAUAAAAUUAACCUGCUGUCUGUGUUAACCCCAGGCAGGGGAAAUUAGCACAAGAAGUUUAGGAAGGAAUUUUAUUAAAACUUCCAUGUACUGUGGUAUUAUACCCAACCCCAGUGUGUAUUACAACUUCAGCACUCCCUUGUGGCUUGGAUUAUCAUAUGCAUGAAGUCAUGUAAUUUUAGAAUACCUCCCUCUAUCCUUUCCCUGUUUCUUCUUUCCUCCUCCUCAUUGGUGUCUCACAUUGGCAGUUAGCUUGCUAUGACCAGCCUUACUGAGCCAAGUGAUGUAUAGGAUUUCUUUAUUGUAUGUGAUGGCGUUGGUUUGCUUGAAAGGGAAGAAAAGGUCCUGUUGCUGUAUGAUUCUAGUCAUGUUUGAUACUAGCAGCUAGUACUAGCCACUCCAAAACACUGUUUCUGUAGAAACAUUGAAUCUGUUGAAAUAAGAUGUUUAAUUAUUCUAACUAUAAUGAGUGAUUUGAGAUAGAGGCCUUCAAAUACAUUCCAUGCUCUCUCCAGGAAAUAGUCUGUGGGAGUCAGUUGCCUUGGUACUAGGUAUGCUUGUGUCUGACGUAGGUCAUGAGUGUUUCUACUCAGUGGGAAGGGAAAAUCUUUGGUUUCUAGCAUCGCUUUCUGGCCUAAAUGCCAGGAAGCUUGAAACACAGGCUCUCUGCUUUGUUAUCCAUAAAAUGCACCAAACAGACAGUAAGGGUUCAUCUGUUCACUUUUUGUUCCCAAUGAAUUAAAUCCAGCUUAUAUGGGUGUCUUCCUGUGAACUGUGAACAUGAGCCAGGUUAUAUUUUCUGUAGUG
Molecule: messenger RNA, 4312 nt
Organism: Phyllostomus hastatus (greater spear-nosed bat)
Lineage: Eukaryota; Metazoa; Chordata; Mammalia; Chiroptera; Phyllostomidae
Gene: CBL
Product: Cbl proto-oncogene
Exons: 16
Coding region: 298-3084 (928 amino acids)
Biological process (GO): cell surface receptor signaling pathway; negative regulation of epidermal growth factor-activated receptor activity
Cellular component (GO): membrane raft; plasma membrane
Molecular function (GO): ubiquitin protein ligase activity; receptor tyrosine kinase binding; SH3 domain binding
Source: RefSeq, a predicted model, not a curated record